This is a messenger RNA of Cylas formicarius (sweet potato weevil), 1684 nucleotides long. RefSeq names its product zinc finger protein 600-like. Gene Ontology annotation, biological process: regulation of transcription by RNA polymerase II. Gene Ontology annotation, molecular function: chromatin insulator sequence binding. Lineage: Eukaryota; Metazoa; Arthropoda; Insecta; Coleoptera; Brentidae. Gene Ontology annotation, cellular component: chromosome. The record is from RefSeq and is a predicted model, not a curated record. The coding region runs from base 82 to 1110 and encodes 342 amino acids. The transcript has 2 exons.
UGUCAAUGUCAUAUGCGUAUUUUGUUUUCUUAAACUCAAAUGGCUUUCAAUUUGAAAAAUAAAAUAUAGUAAAACAAAUUAAUGAUGGAUUUAAAGAUCGAAGAUGCAACGAUAACAUAUGAGCAGGACGCCGAAAUCAUUUAUCUCCAAUACGACGGCGAGAUAGAUGACAACAAUAGCGAAAAUAUAAUUUUACAGGUGACUGAAGAAACAGAUGAUUGCGAUAUUAAUAAAGAAUAUUAUCGUGGGUCAGAAUUCUUAAAACCCGAGAACCUUAAUGAAGAUUUAAAUUCUGUGGUCGCGAUGUGCGUCGAGGCCAAAUACGAAGAUGACCCCUGCGAUAUCAACAAUGUUGUCCUUCCAAAAGAGGAGGCUGAAGAAGAGGACAUGGAAACAUCAAAGCAUAACACAAAUUUAGCGUCAUAUUUAAUGGUGGUGUGUAAAAGUACAGACAAUAAUGAGUUGAACAUGUACCGUUGCAAACAAUGUAGCCUGGUCGUGGGAUGCAUAUAUUGCCUCAAGUCCCACUUUGAGAGCGUUCAUGUGAAUGCGGGCAUAAUUCAGUACCAGUGCACCCAAACCAUGAGUUACACAAAGACCUCAGAGGUAUGCCCAAAGUGCAAUCUUGUGUGUAAAAGCAAAACUGAUCUUCUGGAGCAUAGAAAAGUGCAUUUUGUUAAAUGUGAGGUAUGUGAUACCACAUUUGAUAGCCCCCUUUAUCUAUCCAACCACUGUAAGAUGAACCAUAAAAAAUUUGAAGUGGUGCUGAGCUGUGAUCUGUGCAAUGGCUGGUUUAAGGAACUAUGUCAUCUAUCGGAUCACUAUGAACUUGCCCAUGGCAUGAUUCUGUGUAUUGUUUGUUUGAAACGUUUCGGAACAAAAGAGGAACUUGAGGAUCACCAUAGUCAUCAUUCUAUAGUUUUAAAAAUGGAAACGAUCUUGCCGUUUGCGUGCAGCAAAUGCGACGAGGCAUUCAGCAAAAUAGGCGACCUUAGUAGGCAUUUGACGCAAGAUCACCCAAAAUGUAAGAAACGGAAAGUUUUUGAAGGCGAUUUUGCAGUUUAUGAUAGUUUAAAAAACAAAAAGCCCGGGGCUAAAAAAAUUAAAUGAAACCCAAGUUUUCAAAGCUUUAUAGAUGUGGGAUGAAAUUUAUUUGGUUUCUUACAACCAAUAUUUUACAUUUAAUGGGUUCUGAUUGUGAAAUAAUUGGUUUCCACAGAGUGGUCAUAGUAAUAAGAGUUUAGUUAGUUCAAUAAAGUUUGAGAGUGUUACGUUUUUUAAAGCUUUUCUAUAAUGUGACAACAAAAGCUACGAUAUUUUAAUUUGGACCUAAAAUAAAAAAGUUUGUUAUAAAUUUGGAUUUUCAAUAUUAAACAUAUUGAGUUUUUUUUUAACAAUUUAAAUUUUGAAACUGUUGAAUAAUUUUUUUACUAACAAUUUUUAUUGAUAAUUUUCCGAUCUUAUGAGUUGGGAAGGGAUUAAAAUAUUACAGCUUUCAAUUUCAUAUAAUGUAAUUUUUCUCAGAUACUCGGUAUCUUGAGGAAUCUGAUAUUCCACUCUAGAGAAUUUUAAAAGUGACCAUCCUGUAAAAUUAAGAGCUGUUCAAUGGGGAUUUUAACAGGAUUAAAUUGCCCCAAGACUAGCUGAUUGUUGGAUGAUUGAUAAAAAAAGGAAAUAGGUGGUC